AUGGGUGCCAACGAAGUCGUCUUCAUCAUCGGCGCGACUGGAUUCAUUGGGUCUCAUGUUGUCAACUACACGCUCCAGGCAGGAUACAAAGUCCGCUUAAGCAUACGCCGAAAGGAACAAGAGCAAAGCAUCCGAGCUUGGCUGCAAGGACGAGAUGAAAACGUCGAGUUUGUACAUAUCCCGGACCUGGCAAAGCCUGGGGCAUUUCAAGGAGUGCUGGACGGCAUCGACUACAUCUUUCACCUUGCGAGCCCACUCCCUGGGAAGGGAGACGAUGUCAGGAAAGACUACGUUGAGCCCGCAGUGACUGGUACGACUGCAAUUCUCGAGCAAGCCAAACGACAUGAGAGAAUCAAGUUCGUAAUCGUGGUCUCCUCGAUCUUGGCAUUGAUACCGAUGGGAGGUAUCAGGAAGCCGCCAGUCAUCCCAAAAGCGAACAGCGGAGAGCGUUUGAAGGUGGACAUCACGAGAAAGUUUCCCGCAGGCUUCCCGGGCCAUGGAAUGAAAUACGGCGCGUCGAAGAUCCUAGCCCAGCAGGCCACCCGAGACUUCGUGGCGAAGGAGAGGCCCCUUUUCAAACUGAUCACCUUCCACCCGACGUUUGUCCUUGGCGAUAGUCUGAUCCAGAGAACGUUCAAGGAGCUUGAUGGGAUGAACGCCCAGCUCUGGAACUCGCUUCCGUCAGAGGAGCCACUGAUCCCUAGUGCCUUCGUGCAUGUUCGAGACGUAGCACAAGCUCAUGUUGCGGCGCUGCGAAAUCGAGAUUCGCUCAACACUGGAACGGAGUACAUCUUGUCGACGCAGCCAUUCGGAUGGGACAGAGUCGCCGACGUUGUUAAGGCAGAGUUUCCACAGAUAGACGUGAGGCUGAGAAAGGGGCCAUUUUCGCAAGACGACUGGCAUGUCGAUACAACAUUAGCGGAUCGUGAUCUUCAGAUUAAAUGGCGCAGUGGGGAGGAUAUGGUGAGGAAUGUGCUCAAUCAGCAGCUAGCAUUGAAGCAGAAGGCCAGUCUGUAA
Molecule: messenger RNA, 1017 nt
Organism: Zasmidium cellare ATCC 36951
Lineage: Eukaryota; Fungi; Ascomycota; Dothideomycetes; Mycosphaerellales; Mycosphaerellaceae
Exons: 4
Coding region: 1-1017 (338 amino acids)
Molecular function (GO): oxidoreductase activity, acting on the CH-OH group of donors, NAD or NADP as acceptor
Source: RefSeq, a predicted model, not a curated record